This is a messenger RNA of Cetraspora pellucida, 783 nucleotides long. NCBI's taxonomy places the organism in Eukaryota, Fungi, Glomeromycota, Glomeromycetes, Diversisporales, Gigasporaceae. The record is from the annotation of a GenBank genome assembly.
GAAAAUAUCAAGAAGGUUCGUCAUUCUUAUACCCUUAAAGAGAAAGCCAAUGUUGUUCGGUAUGCUCUUCGUGAAGGCAAUCUUAGGGCCACUGCUAAGUUUGAUUUAGAUAAGACUCAAGUUGGUUAUUGGGUAAUGAAGUUAAAAGGUAAACUUGAUGAGGUUAAUUAUAGCAAAUCUCAUCGUCUUGAAGGUGUGGGUCAAAGAUGGGCUAAGACUAAGGCUUCUUCUCUUCCUGGUGUAAUUGUUUUUUUUCAUGAAAAAGGUUGGAUGAAUGAACCUAGUAUGUUGUUAUGGGCCAAUAACUAUAUAGAAGAUUGUUUAGAUAGUCAGAAAAAUAAACUCUCUCUUCUUGUCUUUGAUUCAUUCAGAGUAUAUAUUACUAAUGCAAUUAAAAAGAAGCUUCAAGAGAAUAACAAUGACCUUGUUGUAAUUUCUGGUAGGUUAACUUCUGUAUGCCAACUGCUUGAUGUUUCAAUUAACUGUCCCUUCAAAGUAGCACUUCUUUGUGAGUGGGUGCUUGCCACAUGGGCAGAAAUUGAUCCUAAGAUUAUUCAUCAUGCCUUUCGCAAGUGCUCUAUUUCUAAUAUUAUGGAUAAAUCAGAGGAUAGUGAGAUAUAUCAUGACAAAAUCCUUGAUAAUAAAACUAAUGAAGCUAAUGAAAAUAAUCCUAAUAUGGAUUCUGGUAAUUUUGGUAAAAAUGAGGAGGAUUUUAAGGAUAAAGAAAAUAAUGAUGCAACAAUUGAAGAAAAUAAGGAUGUUCUUCUUUUUACAAUAGAUUAA